Molecule: messenger RNA, 318 nt
Organism: Pocillopora meandrina
Lineage: Eukaryota; Metazoa; Cnidaria; Anthozoa; Scleractinia; Pocilloporidae
Source: the annotation of a GenBank genome assembly
UUUACAGCAUGUCAUAGUCAGGCAAUUGGUGUGACCAGCAGUGAUGCAAUUCCAGAUGGCAGCUUCUCAGCCUCAUCAAAAGCUUAUAAUGAACGUGGACCUUCAGCUGGUCGUCUGAAUGGAAAUAAUCGGGGUUGGGCACCAGAAACUAAUACUAAUCACACUGACUACCUACAAAUUGACCUGCAGUAUGAUUAUGCUAUCUGUGCUGUAGCCACUCAAGGAUCUUUCAAUAAUGAUCAGUGGACAACAAAGUACAAGAUUAAAUUAUCAUUGGGUGUCACCUUUAACACAUAUAAAGAAAACAACACUGAGAAG